Messenger RNA from Penicillium brasilianum, 654 nucleotides. The record is from the annotation of a GenBank genome assembly. Lineage: Eukaryota; Fungi; Ascomycota; Eurotiomycetes; Eurotiales; Aspergillaceae.
AUGCUUUUCAAGUCCCUUGCACUAGUGGCUGGUGCCAGUCUCGCGGUGGCCGACAGCACCGUCACCCUUUUCUUGCCUGGCUUUGACACUCAGUCAAUCGACGCGAAAAUCCUUGGUUCGACCAGCUCGUUGACUACCUACCUGCUCAACUGUCCGCCCAACGAGGACUCGAAUAGCUGUGGUCUCCCAGAUAAUGGAUACACAGUCACCGCGGGCUCUUCCACCGUAAUCUAUAACGUGUCCUACGACUCUGAGAAAAUUGCCGAAACCUGCAAGUUGGACGGAACCACGUCCGCCACCUGUUGGGCAACGGUCGUCUCUGGCACCUCGACCUCAUCCGAGUCCGAGGCGUUUGGAAUCGCAACCAUCCCCUACGGCGGAUUCCAAGCCGUCCACGUCACGGCGACUCAGACCGGCGGUGCAGCGGCUUCGACCGGUGCUUCGGCUUCCGCAUCCACGGCCAGCUCAACUGGCUCUGGUUCUACGACCACCGGCACCAGCACUGGAACUGCUUCGCAGAGUGGCAAGACUGCGACUUCUGCUGCUAGCACGACCGCUUCGCACUCUUCUAAUGCGGCUAUGCCUAUGAUGACUGGGAAUGGUCUAUGGGUUGCCGGUGGUGCUGCCGCUGCUCUGGCUCUGAUCGCUGUUUAA